UGGCAGCUCCGGGCGCGGACAGGACACUUCCGGGCGGGUUGGGGGCGGGGAGCCGGAACCGCCGGGGCCGGACGGGCGACGCGAGCUGCGACUCUGAAGUGCGCGGUCCUCGGCGCGCGAGUGGCGGACGCAUUCGCUGUAGACAGCUUCCCAGAACAGGUGCCGGAGAGGUCUGCAACCCGAGCCAGAACUGCCUGCAGGCCCCUGGGAGUGUCAUUAAAGUAGUCCGUGAUGUUGGCUGCCUCGACGUCCAUGGAGCGUAGCCACUAGGCCUGCAGGGCUUUGGACCAACACCCGUCCCUGCCGUGAGCACAUGCCCUAGGUAAAGCCUGCAGUCACAAGACACAGAGAGAGGGGGAACACAAGCGGGGGAGUGGGAGAGGGAGAAGCAGGCUUCCCGCCAAGCAGGGAGCCCGACGCGGGGCUCGAUCCCAGGACCCUGGGACCAUGACCUGAGCCGAAGGCAGACGCUUAACGACUGAGCCACCCAGGCGCCCCUAUCGAUCACUUUAAAUGCAGCCAGAAGCGGGGUCACCAUGGCAUCCCCGUCGACCUACCAGGCGGAGGAGGACGAGAGUCUGAAGGGGUGUGAGCUCUACGUUCAGAAGCAUGGCGUUCAGCAGGUCCUCAAGGACUGCAUUGUGCACCUGUGCAUCUCCAAGCCCGACAGGCCCAUGAAGUUCCUGCGGGAGCACUUCGAGAAGCUGGAGAAGGAAGAAAACAGACAGAUUCUGACACAGCAGAAGUCAGACUCACAUGAUGAGGAGGUCUCCCCGACCCCACCGAACCCCGUGGUGAAAGCCCGCCGCCGCCGAGGGGGCGUGAGUGCCGAGGUGUACACGGAGGAGGAUGCCGUGUCCUACGUGAGGAAGGUCAUCCCGAAGGACUAUAAGACCAUGACGGCUUUGGCCAAAGCCAUCUCCAAAAAUGUGCUGUUUGCCCACCUGGACGACAACGAGAGAAGUGACAUCUUCGACGCCAUGUUCCCUGUCAUGCACAUCGCCGGGGAGACCGUCAUACAGCAAGGGGACGAAGGAGAUAACUUCUAUGUGAUCGACCAAGGAGAAGUAGAUGUGUAUGUGAAUGGAGAGUGGGUGACCAGCAUCAGCGAAGGGGGCAGCUUUGGGGAGCUGGCACUCAUCUAUGGCACCCCCAGGGCGGCGACCGUGAAAGCCAAGACAGACCUCAAGCUCUGGGGCAUCGACCGGGACAGCUAUCGGCGCAUCCUCAUGGGCAGCACACUGAGAAAGCGCAAGAUGUAUGAGGAGUUUCUCAGCAAGGUCUCCAUCCUGGAGUCCCUGGAGAAAUGGGAGCGCCUGACCGUGGCAGACGCCCUGGAGCCCGCGCAGUUUGAGGACGGAGAGAAGAUCGUGGUCCAGGGGGAGCCUGGGGAUGACUUCUUCAUCAUCACGGAGGGCACGGCCUCCGUCCUCCAGCGCCGGUCCCCCAACGAGGAGUACGUGGAGGUGGGGCGCCUGGGGCCCUCUGACUACUUCGGGGAGAUUGCGCUGCUGCUGAACCGGCCCCGGGCGGCCACCGUAGUGGCCCGGGGGCCCCUCAAGUGCGUCAAGCUGGACCGGCCCCGCUUCGAGCGUGUGCUGGGCCCCUGCUCCGAGAUCCUCAAGAGGAACAUCCAGCGUUACAACAGCUUCAUCUCCCUCACCGUCUGAGCCCUGCAGGCCUGCGGCCCCGCUUCCCUGUGGUGGCGUGCUCGUCUGUAUCCGUGGGCUGUGGGGGUGGGCGCCCCGGACACCCGGGGCUGCCCCUCCCUCCGGACUCAUGUUUGGAAUAAAACAGUCACCCUGUGCAUUGCAAAAACAAAGGUCCCCCAAGACCCCCAGGCCGAGGAGAUGCCGGCGGCCCCUCCCCACGUCCCUCCCCCUCUGCAGCCAGUGGGCUCAUCGUCUCGGGCCCAAGCCUCUGGAGGCACACGAGCCAGCUUGCCCCCAGUGGCCGAGGGGCCAGCCAUGAGUCCAGGCUGGCCCGGGUGGGCUGGGUUGGCUGGGUCAGGCCAUGCAGGUGCCACCGUGCCCUGGGGCCUUGAAUGUCACGGGGUGAGGGCUGCAGUCCCCAGUGUGGCUCGCUGACCUCCAGGGGGGUGUCCCAGAGGGACCCCAGCUUCCAGGGGAAGUCAGUGUAAGGGAGAGAAGGCCCAGCUCCUGAGGGUCCUGCCAGAGACGACAGGCAUGAGAGCUUCUGGUGACCCUCCCUUGCCCCUGGACCCAGGCUCACAGGAACCCUUAGAGGAGGGACGGGGUCGAGUGGCGUGCCAUCGCCUUCGCUGGAGCUGGGGAUGCUCCACCAUCUGGGGAGCAUUGUCCUCCUGGAGUUGGGGUGGGGCCUGGAUGACGUCUGCUCUUCAACUUGUUUGCAAAGCAGCUUCUUGGAGACUUUCUGAGGGAGGGGAGGGGUUUCCUAGACACAUUAUGGGUAAAGUUGUGAGAGCCAGGGUCUCCUUCUGAGUUGUCCAGCGAUGCCCACUGGACAUGUGCCCUUGCCCUGGGAGACAAGUGUGGACCAAGGUCCCACCCUCCUGAAGCAGGAAAAGUAGCAAACAGCUCCAGGCCCCACACUCUCAAGUCCAUGAUCCACUGAGUGCCCCCAUAGAUGUGUUUUCCGUCCAAGCACCCCGCGAACGAAGAGGCCUGGGGGCGGUGCAGAGCCUCAUGGUGGCUCCCGGAGUCACAAACGAGAUGGUGCAGUUACCCCGAUUUUGCUCUUCCUGCGCACGUCUGGGAGGCUGCCGGUCCCAGGUGGCCCCCGGCCAGCCCUGCCUUUGCCCGUGGAUUUUUUGUGAUGCCUGCCCUAUUUAUCGCGACGUUCUGAAUGCUGCAUGUAAUAUUAAAUGUGCAAUGAAGUAUCUCCUCCCGACUUGCGCUUUUAGUCUGAAAUCCUUCACAGAGGAGGGUUUUUCUAUUGUUUUUACUGUGGUGAAAUACAUGUAACAUAAAAUUGACCG
Messenger RNA from Mirounga angustirostris (Northern elephant seal), 2959 nucleotides. RefSeq names its product protein kinase cAMP-dependent type I regulatory subunit beta (gene PRKAR1B). Gene Ontology annotation, molecular function: cAMP-dependent protein kinase regulator activity. Gene Ontology annotation, cellular component: cAMP-dependent protein kinase complex. Gene Ontology annotation, biological process: regulation of protein phosphorylation. The transcript has 13 exons. Lineage: Eukaryota; Metazoa; Chordata; Mammalia; Carnivora; Phocidae. The coding region runs from base 537 to 1670 and encodes 377 amino acids. The record is from RefSeq and is a predicted model, not a curated record.